AUGCCGCGCACGGACGUGAGUGAAUCGCAACUCGCCGCAGUAGAGGUGCAGGUGCGCGACGCCGCCCAAGAACUCGGUCUCAACAACUUGACCAGCCUUGCCCAGAAGCUGGGUGUACGCGUCGUGCACCAAUCUGGCGAGCUGCGUUUUGACACUAUCGCGCUCAGCGCGACCCCAACGUCGCCACCAGCGGAGCCGGAGCCAUCGCCGCCGUCACUGCCACCCUCAUGCGACAACUCAUGCGGCGCGACAACCUGCCUGCAGCUGCGAGGUAUUCUAUCCCUCGUGAGCGGCGAGGUGCAGGUCGUCGCGGCGGACGGCGUGAGCCUCGCGUACCCCGGCACGUACGGCCUCCACGGGUGCGACUCGCACGACAGCGGGCUCGAGCCGUCCUGCAACUCGACCGGCUACCCCGGCUGGUGCGAGCACGAGUGGUGCUACGUCGACCCGACCGCGUGCAACACCGAGUACAGCACGACCGCGUACGUGGUGGGCGCCACCCUGCACUACUCGUACCGUGCGUGCGGCUUCAGCAACGAGUUCGAGAGCUGCCUACCCGACCGGCAUUAG
Molecule: messenger RNA, 570 nt
Organism: Emiliania huxleyi CCMP1516
Lineage: Eukaryota; Haptophyta; Isochrysidales; Noelaerhabdaceae
Exons: 3
Coding region: 1-570 (189 amino acids)
Source: RefSeq, a predicted model, not a curated record